ACGAACCGAACGGAGACUCAGAUGACGUCAUGGCACCAGCAGCCACCCCUUCAGCAUCAUCUCGGCGGCCGUCCAAACCUCGAUGCCGACGCAGCCGACUCGACAGAAACCUCAGCACCCGCCGACUUGACAGCCUUGGCCACAUCCAGCCUCUCCCACUUGAACUUUUUGCCCUCUGAUCCGAUGAGGUUGCGGAAGAUCUUCCAGUCCACGGGCCCUCCGGCCGCCUUGUCCUGGAAGUAGCGCUUGAUGAGCUUCCUCGGGAUCUCGGGGUACUUGGGCGGGCCCUUCCACGCCUCCCUCACCAUCACCUUCAGACGGCCUGCACGCGGAGGCAUCUCGCAAUCGCAUUGCUAAGGGGGAGCCUGAGAUUGGUCUUCACAUUCUCUUCCCUUCCCGGAUCUGCAAGCUCGCAAUAGA
Molecule: messenger RNA, 420 nt
Organism: Vitrella brassicaformis
Lineage: Eukaryota; Vitrellaceae
Source: the annotation of a GenBank genome assembly